This is a messenger RNA of Rana temporaria (common frog), 2901 nucleotides long. RefSeq names its product CTTNBP2 N-terminal like (gene CTTNBP2NL). The record is from RefSeq and is a predicted model, not a curated record. Lineage: Eukaryota; Metazoa; Chordata; Amphibia; Anura; Ranidae. The transcript is spliced from 5 exons. Bases 227 to 2209 code for a protein of 660 amino acids.
UUUGAUGCCUCAUCUUUCCCUCUGCAAAGCUCUGCAGUGGGAUUAAAAUAAGCGGUUUUGCAAAAAUGCAAUUUGUAGCUUCAGCCUGGCAUUAUGUAAUUUAAAGGGUACUACGGGGUCAUAAGCCUCCCAUUGAGAGAAUCCUCUGUGGGUGGAGCUGGCAAAUCCCAUUAUUCAAGUUGAAUUACUGAUGAAUAACCUGCUGUGCCUCUCAGUCUAGCAGUACAUGCCUUUCGGUGAGAUCAUUUUCUGGGUGUCUGUUUGUGAGAUGCCGUGUGUUGGAAAGCUAUGCAACAGUUCGCAGGGGAACACAAUGAAUCUAGAAAAACUCAGCAAGCCAGAAUUGCUGACACUGCUGAGCAUCUUAGAAGGGGAACUAGAAGCAAGAGACCUUGUCAUUGAUGCAAUAAAGGCACAGCAUAAAGACAGAUUCAUUGAAGAGCGUUAUGGUAAAUACAAUAUCAGUGAUCCCUUGCUGGCCUUGCAGAGGGAUUAUGAGACCCUCAAGGAGGACAACCACGGACAGAGGCCUCCUGUGUGUUCCAACCCCCUGUUCAUUUUAAAGGAAGUCAUGAAGCAAUGCAAGGCCAUGCAGGAGAGGAUGUUGGCCCAGCUGGCUGCUGCUGAGAGCAGGCAUAGAAAGGUCAUCCUGGACCUGGAGGAAGAAAGGAGACGACAUGCUCAAGAUGCUGCUGAUGGUGAUGAUGUCACAUACAUGCUAGAGAAAGAGCGGGAGAGGCUGGCUCAGCAGCUGGAAUUUGAAAAAUCACAAGUUAAAAAACUUGAGAAAGAACAGAAGAGACUUUCUGCUCAGUUAGAAGAGGAGAAAGCUCGACACAAGAAACUGUCUACGGUUUUAAUGAAAGAAUGUACAAAGGCCAACAACAGAGCAGUGGAAGAAGGACAGAGGGUUGAAGAUGUUAACUUGAAACUGGAAAAAGUGAGGUGCAAGGUUACUCAGCUUGAAGAAGAACUAGCCCAAGAAAAGAAGCGUAGCUUACAGAUGGAAGCUCAGGUGGAAAAACAGCUUUCAGAGUUUGACAUUGAAAGGGAACAGUUUAAAGCCAAGCUGAAUCGAGAAGAAAAUCGGACCAAAGCCCUGAAAGAAGAGCUUGAGUCGUUAAAGAAAACCUUAAAAAACCUGAAGGCUGAUGGUGAAGUCAUAGAAUCUGUUUCCCAGGAUACUGAGUCAAUGUCUAUUGGUGUAUCAACAGAAAAGCUACAGCUCACAUCAGUAUCCUGCCAGACAGGGAGUGUAGCACAUGAAAAAAGUGUUACUGAUGGUCCAGCAAAAGCCCAUAUUUCUCUGUCAACACCUAGUAAAAUUCCUCAGCCAUAUUCAAAAUUAAAUGGACAUUCUAACACAACUGGCCAAAACAGUGAACAUAGUUUAAAGUUGAAUGUAGGGGAUAGCCUGAAAGAGAAAGUGGCAAGUCAUGAUAAUUUGUCUGAAAAUGGAAGUUCACCUGUCAGAGUAGAAUCUCCCUUACAUAUGUUAGGACAUGCUCCUUCUAGCGGAGCUUCCUCUUCCCCUAGCAGUACAGCAGCCUCCUCCUUAACAUCUUCCCCUUGCUCUUCACCUGUUCUCUCAAGGCGUCUUAUUGGAGGCUCUAGUAGUCCUGGCUAUCAGUCAUCAUAUCAAGUAGGAAUCAAUCAGCGAUUUCAUGCUGCUCGCCACAAGUUUCAGUCUCAAUCUGAGCAAGAGCAGCAUGUUUCUGGACUGCAGAGUCCUCCUUCUAGAGAUUUGUCCCCAACGUUGGCGGAUAAUUCUGCUGCCAAGCAACUUGCCCGCAAUACCGUCACCCAGGUGUUGUCUCGUUUCACCAGCCAGCAAACCUCCAGCAAACCUGUACCUCCCAACAGCUCACCAUUUGGCACAGAUUACAGAACCCUUGCCAAUGCCUCCAAUCCGAAGAAUGAUGGUAGCCACUCUCCAAACCCUCUAAAAGUGUCUGGUCCUCUCAGUCCGGUAUCUCCAGGGAUAAAGUCGCCUACCUUUUCCAGAGUGGAAAGGGGAAACCCUCCACCUAUUCCUCCCAAAAAGCCAGGUCUAACCCAGUCCCCAGCAUCUCCUGUUCCACCAACCAAAGUACCCAACCAAACCUCCUCCCUGGCAGCUUCAGUGGAUGUGCCCAGUAACCAUUGCUCCAACAAUGGGAUUAUUACAAAUGGGAAAGAAUUUGAAGUAAUGUUGCCAUCUGGUAGCUAGUUGUACUGCAACAUUCUAUGAACUUCAACUACUCUUAAUCAUGUCAGUUCCAUGCUUGAGUGGUAUAUACAGUCAAGCUGAUCAAAUGUAUUAUUUAUUUAGGUAGCAGAAGAAAUGUUAUUAUAUGCAGCAUAUAUUUUUUUCUAUAUUCUGUGUAAGUAUUUCAUUUUGCGGCCUCUUUCCUAAACUGUCAGAGGAAAAAAAAAUCUAAAACUGUCUUAAUGCUUAAUUAUAGGAUAAUGAAAACCAUUUCCUUUCAUUAUUUUAAUAACCAAGUCCAAAAAGGCAAAGUGGAGAAAUGCGAUAUCAUAAGAGUUGUUGUAACUAUCUGGUAUGUGUGCAAGAUUUGCAGACUUCUAUACUCAUUGAUGAAACUAUGGACUAGAAAAUGUUGAGUGGAUAACUCUAAAUAAUAAUUCAAUUUUUACAUUUUCAUUUUGACUGGGUGAAAUAUGUUAUCCACUGUGUUUAAAACACUUAUUUUGUUUCAUUAGUGCUGUAAGGUAACUGUGCUUAAAUGAAAUCUGUUACAUUACUGGAGUGUCCACAAGAUGGCAACACACACUGAGAAACAGACCAUGGCAAACUUUCCUGUACAAUAGAAAGAAAUGAGAGGAGACAUUAAUGCCAAGCAAGUACAAUAGCACCUCUAACUCUUUCUUGAUAUCAAUUCAUUAAAAUCACAAUAUCCA